CACUCAUCUCUCUCAUGUCGCUCAGACAGUGUGAGGUGAUGAUCCUCUGAAUAACUGUUGUCUGCUGUCUAUGAAGAAAUAGACAGUUGAUCCUGCUGCUUGAACAGGGCAAAACUCUCCUUUCCUCUCCUCUCUCAUCUUCUCCUCUUUCCUUUCCUCUCUCCUUUCCUCUCUCAGGUAGCUUCAGAGACCUAUGCAGUGAUGAAGUGGAUCAGGUCUGUGCCAUUUGUCCAGUCUGCUAGCCUCCAUGGUGGAGAGCUGGUGAUCUCUUAUCCCUUUGACUUCUCCAGACACCUCCAUGAAGAGAGGAUGUUCUCCCCUACACCUGAUGAACAGGCGUUUAAGCAGCUGGCCCGGACGUACGCAGACUCUCACGCCAGCAUGGCCGACAACAACACAGAGAGGUGUGGAGCGUCCUUCAUCAGGAGCGGAGGCAUCAUCAACGGAGCUCUGUGGUACAGCUUCCCAGGGGGUAUGUCAGACUUUAACUACCUCCACACUAACUGUCUGGAGAUUACGGUGGAGCUGGGCUGUGACAAGUUCCCUUCUGAAGAGGAGCUCUACCCAGAGUGGCUCAGGAACAAGGAGGCCCUGCUCAGUUUCAUGGAGUCGGUCCACAGAGGUAUUAAGGGAGUGGUGAAGGAUGAGGAGGGCUAUGGAAUUAAAGGAGCGUCCAUAUCUGUCAGGGGAAUACGUAAAGAUGUCACCACAG
This is a messenger RNA of Salvelinus fontinalis (brook trout), 712 nucleotides long. RefSeq names its product carboxypeptidase Z-like. The transcript has 5 exons. Gene Ontology annotation, biological process: proteolysis. Gene Ontology annotation, molecular function: zinc ion binding; metallocarboxypeptidase activity. NCBI's taxonomy places the organism in Eukaryota, Metazoa, Chordata, Actinopteri, Salmoniformes, Salmonidae. The annotation marks the transcript as partial. The record is from RefSeq and is a predicted model, not a curated record.